AUGCUUUCCUACUCCAACACCUUGCGAUUCACCACUUUGCUCGUCUGCAGCUUGUUGGUUUUCACUCCUGCUACCAUCGGCCAAGACUUCAAGGGUCUACCCCCAUGUGCCGGCAACUGCCUCGCAACAGCUCUCGCUUCGAGCGGCAAAACGUGUACUCCGACCGACUUUGCCUGUCUUUGCAAGAACCAGGACUUCAUUUCCACUAGUGAUUCUUGCUAUUCUACCUCGUGUACGGUCAACGACUUGAAAGAUGCUAAAGCUUGGGGAGUCAAAACUUGUGCCGCAGCAGGUGUCCAGCUCGCGGCCAAUGGUGUCAACGCUGCCGCAAACGGUAUCACCAACGCGGCGAAUAGUGCCACUAACGCUUUGACAGGUAACUCCACGGCUGCUGCUGGCCAUAGCACCCCCGGCAACCCGAACAACUCCACUGGACCAGGCACUGCAACUGGCAACACUGCCCCUGUUAACACCAACAACCCGCCAGCAGCUCGUCCAAACUCGGCUGUCGCUCUCUCUGCCGAGAUGGUCAAAUUUUUCGCCAUUGGCUCCGCCAUCUUUUCCUCGCUCUUGAUGAUCUGA
Messenger RNA from Puccinia triticina, 582 nucleotides. RefSeq lists its product as uncharacterized. The coding region runs from base 1 to 582 and encodes 193 amino acids. The transcript has 4 exons. NCBI's taxonomy places the organism in Eukaryota, Fungi, Basidiomycota, Pucciniomycetes, Pucciniales, Pucciniaceae. The record is from RefSeq and is a predicted model, not a curated record.